Molecule: messenger RNA, 2973 nt
Organism: Perca fluviatilis (European perch)
Lineage: Eukaryota; Metazoa; Chordata; Actinopteri; Perciformes; Percidae
Product: WD repeat-containing protein 37-like
Exons: 14
Coding region: 568-2070 (500 amino acids)
Cellular component (GO): preribosome, large subunit precursor
Molecular function (GO): protein binding
Source: RefSeq, a predicted model, not a curated record
CGAUAGGUUGAAACGUCGAUUAUUAAUUUUGAAAGCGUACCCUGUUAAUUUUAUAUUGGCAGUUACUGGGCUUAACGUUAAAUACAUGCACGUUUCAGUAUUUUGCUUGUAAAUGUAUACUUUCAUUUUCAUUUUAUUUUGUUUAUAAAGGACAACGCACAUUAAUCAACAUUUCUGUAAAUGAGCCAGUGUUAGCAAGCCGGCUAAUUUUCAGAAAACAGACAUUAGCACAGGUGAACGUGUACAAACAGAAGUCAAUACGACACCACAAAGACAGCUAGCUAGAGCAACAAAAUAAGCUUUCUCAAGAAGCCAUGCAGGGCGAAAGAUACCGUUAAGCUAGCUAAAUUCUGGUAUGCAUUGUCCAAUAACGUUAAAUGGCGAUAUACCAUCAUAACGAUAGAACGAAGCUGCACAGUCCCAAAAUGUGUCGUCCUCUUAACAUAGACAGGUGGUGCACAGACCAACCUAAUCUACCCUCCAGCCAACUAGGGAGUCUGGCCUUUGUUUACCUGCCUCUCAGGUAAAAGGGGAGCAGGGGGCAGGGCCACCCACCCAGUAGGAGGGAUGCCUGUGGAGGGCGGAAGCAGCAGCGGCUCUGCUUCGGCUGCCCGCCACCCCAAGCAGAAGAGGAAGGCUCACAGUUUGUCUAUCCGGCGCACCAACAGCACAGAGGAGAGGCCACUAGGCAUCCAAAGAGGAGACAUGCUGGAGGGACAGGACUCGAAGCUGCCCCUCUCCAUACGGAACAACCUUCUUGACCUUUUUGGCCAGAUUGAGCGCGAGUUUGAAAAUCUUUACAUUGAAAACCUUGAAUUACGCCGGGAAAUCGACUCUCUGAAUGAGCGUCUGACCGGAGAUGGACAGACUAUUGAGGGAGGAGACCCCACCAAGGGAGCUCUGAAAACAAAAGCCAGCCACAGCACCAGUCAACUGUCACAGAAGCUGAAGACGACCUACAAAGCCUCUACCAGCAAGAUUGUGUCCAGUUUUAAAGCCACAGCAGGGUCCCGGGCUUUGUGCCAGCUGCUCAAGGAGUAUGUGGGCCAUCGGGAUGGGAUCUGGGACCUCAGCAUCACCCGAACUCCGCCAGUAGUCCUGGGCACCGCCUCCGCAGAUCACUCAGCUCUGCUGUGGAGUAUAGAGACUGGGAAAUGUCUGCUGAGGUAUGCUGGCCAUGCAGGAUCAGUCAACUCCAUCAAGUUCCAUCCUACAGAGCAGAUGGCCCUCACAGCCUCUGGGGACCAGACGGCUCACAUCUGGCGCUACAUGGUGCAGCUUCCUGUCCCCCAGCCACCACCAGAUGUCAGUGCUCCGUGUGAUGACGACCAGGACUCGUCAGACAGAGAAGAAGGCGAGGUGGAUGGCGAGGGCCCUUGCGAGGUGCCCACCGUCCGGCUCGCUACAGCAACCCUGAAGAGCCACCAGGGUGUAGUGAUCGCAGCUGAUUGGUUGGUGGGAGGCCGUCAGGUGGUGACCGCUUCCUGGGAUCGUGCUGCCAACCUGUAUGAGGUGGAGACGUCUGAACUGGUUCACACACUCACUGGACAUGACCAGGAGCUGACCCACUGCUGUACCCACCCCAGCCAGCGGCUGGUGGUCACUUCAUCCAGAGACACCACCUUCAGACUGUGGGACUUUAGAGACCCGUCCAUCCACUCUGUCAAUGUCUUCCAGGGACACACUGACACGGUGACGUCUGCAGUGUUCACAGUGGGUGACAAUGUGGUUUCAGGGAGUGACGAUCGCACCGUCAAGGUGUGGGAUUUGAAGAACAUGAGAUCGCCUAUAGCAACCAUCCGCACUGACUCAGCUGUGAACAGGAUAAGUGUCUCUGCCAACCAGAGGAUCAUCGCUCUGCCACACGACAAUCGUCAAGUGCGACUGUUUGACAUGAGUGGAGUGAGGCUGGCCAGACUUCCACGCAGCAACAGAAUGGGUCACAGGCGAAUGGUGUGUUGUACAGCGUGGAAUGAAGAGAACCAGUCGUGCAACCUGUUCACCUGCGGCUUCGACCGACAGGCCAUCGGCUGGAACAUCAACAUCCCCGCCCUGCUGCAGGAGAAGUGAUGCCCCUGAUACACACACACACACAACAGAAACACACAGUAAAGUAGGAGACAGAACACUGUAAUCAGUGGCCUCGCACAUGCCAGAAUUUUUAAAGUGUUUACCCAGUGAAGCAUUUUAGUGGUCAUGUAUUUCACAGAUUUUCAGAUGCUCUGUGUGUGUGUGUGUGUGUGUGUGUGUGUGUGUGUGUGUGUGUGUGUGUGUGUGUGUGUGUGUGUGUGUGUGUGUGUGUGUGUGUGUGUGUGUGUGUGUGUGUGUGUGUGUGUGUCAUUUAGUUUGCACAUCUGCAGUCAAAUCCUGCAGUACAUCUCCUGGUGUUAAAAGACUGACACGGUUCCAACAUUUUGAAGUCUAAGUGAGUGCGAGGCCACAGAGUUGAUCUCCUGCAUUUGACCCUUUCACAUAUCUAGCAUGCGUUGUGAAUUGUGACGUGGCUAGGCUGAUUCUUUCAUUCCUAGCCUUUUCUGUUUUAAAGUAUAAAAGUAUAUAUUUGACUCCACAGUCAUAGGCUGCUGUUCACAUCACUGUUGUUUAGUUACUGCUGAAUGGUUGCUACUGCAUGUAGAUAAUCUCGGUUUGCAAAUGUUACUUGUAAAGAUGUGAGAGAACAAUUAAAAGGCCAGAAGAGUGUGUAGAAUAUCAUAGAAAGAAGUUAUGUAUAUAUUAUGUCAUGGCCUGAUUAAGUGACCUGUGUUGCAGGUUGUUGCUAUUUCAUGGAUUAAGUGUCUUAACAGUUAUCUACCUUUUGAAAGUGAAGUUUGGCAGAGAUAGCUUGGUUCUGUGAAAUGUUUUUAUCCUUUUAGUGAAAUAUUUGUUAUUAUGGAACAAAACAUAUAAUAUUCUGGCCUACCAGAUUACCUGCGCAGCAUGGUUCAUUCAAUUGUCAUAAAAUGUUUCAAACUG